GUGCAAGAGAAGCUCAGAGGAGCGAAUGCGUGCGUGGGGUCUGGUGGUGGCUCAGAGGCAGCCUCAGCUUUUUUCUCUUGCGGAGUGUCCCGCUGCUGUCGCUGGUGGUGCCGUGCUCGCGUGAAUGCGGAGGGCGAGAGUACUGGUUCUACAGGGCUAGCGUUUCUACCAUGCGCAUGAAACUAAAAGUGAACGAUUCAGUCUGCAGCCAGAGGAGGAGGAGGAGGAGACCAUUGCUAGGCAACAGGGUAGAAGAUUGCACCGGGGCUGGAUUCCGUGUGACGCAACAGAUGUGAUCAUGUUGGACGAUUGAUGCGCGUGUGCCGAUAUCUUCUCAGCUGCGAACGUCUUUCCGAUGGCAGGGCAGUUGAGUUUGGCCUUCGAUUGUCGUCUUCAAUGACAGUGUAAGAGACCUGCUUAGAUUCAUCGUCGACUUUGGCCUUCUUGCGACCGAUAAACCUCUUGACAGAGAAGAAGGUGUUCUCGGGAUGAAGAUUUAGUGGCUGACUGAGUGAAGGCAAGGACUUAAGCUUGCCGCCUUCCGAUUAUGGCCAUGCAGGCAGGGAUGGGGGCGAGCAAGGUCUUGAUCCUCGUUGGUGCUGGUGUUGGAGGCUCCAUAGUUUUGAGGAACAGCAAAAUCUCAGAUAUUUUGGCGGAUCUUUCAAGGGUAUUGUCCAAGCACUUACAAGAAGAUGGGGAUCGUCCAUCAGGCAGUGGAGGUGACAGCACAGAAGCUCUUACGGCUCAAGUUCGCCGCCUUACUAUGGAAUUAAGGCAGCUCGCGGCUUCUAAUCGGCCAAUCACUGUUGUCAACGGAAGCCCCAGUUCAGGAGGCAAUCUUGGCUCCCUUAUAGUGCCUGCUGCGGUUCUCGGUGUAGCUGGGUACGGCUACAUGUGGUUGAAGGGAUGGUCGUUUUCUGAUGUUAUGUAUGUCACGAGACGCAAUAUGUCGAACGCGGUCGCAAGCAUGUCCAAGCAGCUGGAGACUUUUUCUGCAGCUCUUGUGGCCACAAAGCGACAACUUACUUUGCGGCUGGACAAUGUAUCAAAGAGUCUAGAACACAAUACAGCACUAACGCACGCCAUCCAAGCACAGGUCGGUCAGGUUCGAGGAGAUGUAGCCCAGGUCGGUUUGGAAAUGAGAGAAGUUCAGCGGCAGAUUGAGGGAUUGGAGGGAAAAAUUGAUGAAGUUCAAGGGAAGCAGGACUUCACAAAUCAGGGAAUCGUUCUAUUGUGUCGAUUUGUGUUGCAAGGGUUGGAAGGCGGUGGACAGCCCGAGCUUUUGCAGGGUUUCCAUGCGUAUUCCAGGACAAGGUUGGAGCGCUCCACAUCUUCCUCUUUCGCUGCUUCGUCAGGUCUAAAGGAACUGCAACAUUUUUCUGAAAAGUUACUGAUUCAAACCGGAAGUCCUGGUGAUGCGAAUCCUACCAGCAACAGAUCAAGUCCAAAUUUACAAAGAUCUCUCACCACUACCGUGCUUGGGGGCAUUAUUCCCAGGCCGUAUGCAAAGACGUGACAGAUAGUUUCAAAGGAUGAAAAAACCACCUACAGACAUUUUUAUAGUCAAAUGACAUGGGUUUAGACAUUUCGUCAGACCUCAUCGACAGUGCAUGUGGAGACAACUCCAACUACUGGAUGUUAAGCUGAGAAUAUCUAGAAGGGGAAGGCAAUGAACCUUCCGAGAAGUAGUUACUGCGAAACAGCACCUGCUGAUGUGCAGUUCCCCCCUGAGCUCAUCCAUCGAUGUCAGAUUCCAUUCUCAUAAUUCCACAUAUUCCCGUUGUGGUCUGGCUUGAGCCUAGUAAAUACCACAUGUUCGUACUAGAAAGUUUACCACCGUAUACAUAUUUGAUGAGACUGUUGUGAAUGCUAACACCAACUAGAUUAGUUCGAGGGGUGUCAUCUUAGCUAUUGCAUCAACCCGCUUUUGGUUAGUGAUAAGGGUUGACAAAUAACUGCAGUAUCUGGAUGCCCUCUGGAAAAAUGAUUUUGGCGAAUUUUGGUAAAUGUUUGUGAGACUAAACAUCUUACUUCCUUC
Messenger RNA from Marchantia polymorpha subsp. ruderalis, 2038 nucleotides. The record is from the annotation of a GenBank genome assembly. Lineage: Eukaryota; Viridiplantae; Streptophyta; Marchantiopsida; Marchantiales; Marchantiaceae.